Papaver somniferum (opium poppy) is the source of this 1207-nucleotide messenger RNA. Its product is annotated as reticulon-like protein B1. Lineage: Eukaryota; Viridiplantae; Streptophyta; Magnoliopsida; Ranunculales; Papaveraceae. The transcript has 5 exons. The record is from RefSeq and is a predicted model, not a curated record. The coding region runs from base 405 to 941 and encodes 178 amino acids.
UUUCUCGUUCUUCCUGUGAACCCUAAUGAAACCCCAAAUCCUUUUCCCUCUUUUGGUGAAAGUCCUCAAAUGGUUCAAAUGAAAACCCGUGUUCUUGAAUAAAUAAAAAAAACAAAAACAUAUUUUCAUCAUCACUGUCCUGCGUCUUCUCGAUUGAAAAACCAAUAUCUAACUCCUAACCCUAGAUUUGGUUAAAACAUAUUUGAUGUUCCUGCUGCUGAACAAGACGAACCAAGCAAAUGAUUUUUACAUCUGAAACUCACCAAUCUCGCGUUGCAGAUUUACAAUUAUUGUUACAUUUCUAAACAAAUCGAUUAAGUGGUUCGAUUCUAGCACUGGUGGUGGUGAAGAAGAACUCAAUAUCUUCAAACAAAGAACCGAUUCAUUGAUAGUUUGUGUUGUCAAUGAUAAAAUCCUUUUUCACGAUUAAUUGGGGUUGCGGGUUAUUUAAACUGGUAUUUAUUGUGAUUCCUAAUGAUGAUGGCGUGGUAGUGGUGAUGAAGGAGAAGAUGACUCAGUUUGCUAUGAAGAUUGCUCUUCACCGUGCUUGUCUGUCUUAUGAGUCUGGCCCAAAAAUUCCUGAAGUCCAUCUUCCUGAGGACCCAUUCUUGCAGAUUGCUGCUGGUUUGAGAAUUGAGAUUAACAGGGCUCUAGCUUGCUUGCGCUAUAUUGCUUCAAGACAUGAUUUGAAGAAGUUUCUUGCUGUGAUUGCUGGAUUGUGGGUUCUAUCCAUUGUGGGAGCUUGGUGCAAUUUAUUGACCUUGUUCUACAUAGUGUUCGUGUUGCUACACAUUGUUCCUGUGCUCUAUGAGAAAUAUGAGGACCAAGUUGAUACCUUUGCUGAGAAGUCUAUGCACAAGUUGAAGAAACAAUAUGUGGUGUUUGACGAAAAGGUUCUAAGCAAGAUCACAAGAGGUCCAUUGAAAAACAAGAAGCUCUAGAAGAGUAACAAAGGUAUUAUAACCCAGUAGUAGGUUUUGAGAGAACUUUUGGUUGGGUGUACCUGUGUUUUUGAAGACGUGGUUGUGAUUUUAUCCAUUGAUGGCUGUGACCCUUGUUUCAUCGUUCUUCUUUUUUUGGGUUUCUUUAUUUUCGAUCUUAAGUAGCAUCUGGGUUCUCCAUUUUGGAUGAAUAUGGUAUUUUGUAGGAUUUAAAAACUCAUAUUUCUCCUAUGUUUCGUAUAUGAGGUGAAUGAUUUAGAUAUUGU